AUGGCCAGAGAACCAUCAUCUAGCGGGCCCGCAGCCGCUAUCCCUCCUCCCCCUCCCCUUCCCCACACCCAGGCUCCACCACCAGACAAUGGCUUUGACCACCAACCCCAGUACCCGUCAUUAAGCUACAACCCCGCCGCCGGUCCGUCGCAGCCUCAACCACAACACUUCCCACCACAACCACCAGGGUGGCAGUACAACCCGUACUACCAAAACGGCGGCUACCCUCCUCCUCACGGUGGUCCUCAACAACGACACCAGCCCAACAGCGGCGGUUUCCAGCCUGGGUUCCGCUACGACCAGGCAUACCCAGCCUACCAAUACCCUCCUCAGUUCUACCAGGGCUACGGACAGGUCCCAGUAUCUGGACCCGGACCAGCAACGAUGCAGAACGGCUACUACAUGCCACCCAACUACCCACGGCAAUACUCUGGAUACCCAGACGGUAGCGACGGUAUGCCAACAGGACCAGACGAGAACGGCGGCUUCAACCCAGGCAUGCCAUUCCAGCAGCCCUUUUACCCACCCGGACACCCGUAUGCCUACGGAGGCGGCGUCGGCUACCAGCAGCCCAUGCCGUACAACGGUGGAGGCUACCGACCUGAUGGCGCCUACAUACCCGAGCCUCAACAUCAGCACCAGCAACAGCAGCCACCGCCCCCACCACCUUCCAGUGGCAAGGCGCUGAACCCCGCCGCUGCCGGCUUCAGCUACCCCGCCCGCAAGGCCGAGUCGCUGGCCAACGGCAGUGUCAACGGCCGUGGUACCUCUUCCCCUGCCCCUUCGUCUGAUGCGGCCAUCCCUACCUCUGGCCUGGGUCUCUCGCUCGAGCCAGAGCCCGCCCCAGCUGUCGAAACGCCCAUUGUUGAGAAUCUCGCAGAGGUUGUUCCAGAGCCACCAGUAAAGCAGGAGGAGCCGGAGGCAGUCAAGGUGGAGGCAACAUCGGCUCCGACUGUCGAGUCGGCGCCCGCUUCCGUUGCUGCAUCAGAGAUUCCCGAUGUGCCGCUCACUUUCACCGGCGCCGCUCUUGCUGGCGUCGCUUCUCCUUCCACCGCCCAGCCCAAGGCUAAAACGUCCGACCCGCUGUACCUCCGCUCGAGCCGUCCCUCGCUGGAGGUCGAUGGCAACUCGUACGCCGCCUCCCUCGCUGCUGCCAUUCCAGAGGCAGUCUCGACCAUGGCCAUGGCUGGUGUGACCCGCAAGCGGUCUGCCGCUGGUCAUGCCCAGCCCCGUGGCAAGGCCGUCUACGCUGUCGGUAUCGCUGGCGGUCGCGUUGCGCCCCCUGUGUCUCUCACUUUCGGCACCAUCUCCGAGGUGCUCGAGGUUACCCCCGUCGUCGCCCCCGUCCCCAUCCCCAUCCCUACUCCUGUCGCCACCGUCCCUGCCUCAGCCUCUGCUCCUCCUCGCCCCGCGUCCCCUUCUCCAGCACCUGCACCUGCACCUGCACCUGCACCGGUCGCUGCUGCCCCGCCAAAGGCCAAGGUUGCCCCCUCGAGCUGGGCCGCCCUGGUGCGCGGCAAGAAGCCUGCCGGCACGCCCGACAGCCUUUCUGUCGCGGCGAGCAGCACCCUCCCCUCGCCCUCGCGUUCCACCGCUUCGCUCCCUUCGGAUGCCGGACCUUCGCGCGCCUCAGACGAGGCCACCACGCCCCGCUCGACUGCGCCCUCGCUCCCUGCGACCAAUGGCCCGACCCCCGCCCAGCCCCGCCCGGCGUUCAACUACGCCGCUGCUGCCGCUGUCGGUGCACCGCCCACCCCGGCCGAGGACCUCGCUCAUCUUCUUACCGAGGGUCUGCGCGUGCGCCCCGCACACGGGCCGGCCGCUGUUGUCCCACGUGGCCUGAUCAACACUGGCAACAUGUGCUUCGCCAACACGAUUCUCCAGGUUCUCGUGUACUGCACGCCCUUUACUGAACUGUUUGAGGAGCUUGGUCGCCGCCUCAAGGCCGACUUUGCGCGCCGCACUCCCCUUCUCGAGGCCAUGAUCGUCUUCCUGCGCGAAUUUGCUCCCGGUCCGUCCAACAGCGGCGUCGCCACACCAAAGGGCAAAAACCGCGAGCCCACCGAGGCCUUUGUUCCCGAGAACGUCUACGACGCCAUGAAGGAGAACAAGCGCUUUGACUCGAUGCGCCGUGGAUACCAGGAAGACGCCGAAGAGUAUCUCGGCUUCUUCCUCAACACUCUGCACGAGGAGCUGCUGGGCCUCUACUCUCGCGUUCAGCCGGCACGAGCAGUCGCCAAGGCUGCGACUACAAACGGCGACUCGGAGCGCACCAUUAACCGUCCUGUGUCUCCUGGCGCUGGCGGAGAGGGUGAAGAUGACGACUGGCUCGAAGUGGGCAAGAAGCAAAAGACACACGUGGUGCGAACAGCCGAAUCCAAAGAGUCGUCGGUUUCGCGCGUCUUUGGUGGUACCCUCCGUUCGGUCCUGCACACCCCGGGCGCCAAGGACUCGGUCACCCUCGAGCCUUACCAGCCUCUCCAGCUUGACGUUCAGGACGCCAAGGUAUCGUCUGUCGUUGACGCCCUUCGCCACCUCAACGAGCCCGAGACUGUCGGCGGAGUCUGGAGUGCGAGCCGUAACGCCAACGUCGACGCUACCAAGCAAGUGUACAUUGACUCGUUCCCGCCCGUCCUCAUCUUGCACCUCAAGCGCUUUGUGUAUGACCCGCAAGAGCAAAACGUUGUCAAGCGCGACAAGCCCGUGGCCUACUCCACCGAACUCGCCAUUCCUCAGGAAAUCAUUUCGGCGACAAAGCGGACAGCCAAGCCCGUCAUGUACCGCCUCUUUGGUGUCGUCUACCACCACGGCCACAGCGCCACAGGAGGACACUACACUGUCGCCGUUUCUCGCCCCAACGGAACCGGCUGGCUGCACUUUGACGACGAGAUCGCCCAACCUGUCCCUGCGGACGACGUUAUCGUCUCGGAGGAGGAGGUGCAGCGCGGCCGCGCAGAGGCGAUUGGCGGAAGGGAGAAGUUGCAUUAG
Messenger RNA from Apiotrichum porosum, 2988 nucleotides. RefSeq lists its product as uncharacterized. Gene Ontology annotation, biological process: protein deubiquitination. Bases 1 to 2988 code for a protein of 995 amino acids. Gene Ontology annotation, cellular component: cytosol; nucleus. NCBI's taxonomy places the organism in Eukaryota, Fungi, Basidiomycota, Tremellomycetes, Trichosporonales, Trichosporonaceae. Gene Ontology annotation, molecular function: cysteine-type endopeptidase activity; cysteine-type deubiquitinase activity. The record is from RefSeq and is a predicted model, not a curated record. The transcript has 2 exons.